ACCUGCUCUUUGGGUUGAGGAACCGCCAGCAUAUAUUGUACCAAGGGCUAGUGGAUGAUGUAACAAUUUUUUGAUCUAAUAAAGUUACCGAAGUUUCAAAAAAGGGGACUCGCAGGACGCCACGGCAGGAACUCCCACCACGCGAAUCUCGCAGUCUAGAUCUUCUCGACCAGUUGACCUAGAUGGGACGACGAGGCAAGCCUCCUCGUUCGACGGCGGCCGCGUACGCGGCGGUGUCAGUUGAAGGUAUUAGUGAGCUAUCCGUCGGCCGUCACCGUUUGCUCCAUAAAUCACCCACGCCCGGAGGAAAAAGAUCAACCUUGAUCUCGAGGAAGCGACAGCGAAGCCAAUCUCCUCGUCCGGCGGCGGCGGCGGCGAUUGCCGGUAUUAGGUUCGGCCGUUUCGGAAUAUCACCAAGGAGGAGAUCGACCUCGAGGAAGCGACUACCCAAGGGUGAGGGGUCAAUCGUGUCAGGGCCCGCCAAUCUCUGCUCCUCACAGUUCGCCGCCGGUAUAGGUGGUGCUAUUAUUAGUACUAAAAUUUUGACAUUGAGACAUAUGGAAGACGACAUUGAGAAAGCAGGCAGUGCCAAGAAGCAAAAAACAGUAUCCGAGAAGGUCGUGCCUGUGAAGAAUGAUCUUAAAGUCAAGAAGAAGCUCCCUCUAAAGAAGGUUGAGAGCAGCCGGUCUGAUGAGUAUUCUUCUGAAUCUGAGGACGAGGUGAUGGUCCAACAGAAGAAGGCUGCUCGGUCCUCUAAACAGGAGUCCAGCUCUGAUAGCAGCGAUGAGAGCAGUUCUGAUGACGAACCUGCAAAAAAGCCUGCUGCAGCAUCAAAAAAACCUGCUGCACUUGCUAGCAAUGGUUCAAAAAAUGACAAGUCUGAUAGCUGUUCUGAUGAGCAUGACGACGUGAUGUUCCAACCGAAGAAGGCUGCACAAUCUGCUAAGCAGGAGUCUCACCACUCUGAUAAUAGUGGCGAGAGCAGCUCGGGCAAGGAACUUGCAAAAAAGUCUGCUGCCGCGUCAAAGAAACUUGCUGCACUUGCUAACAAUGCUUCAAAGAGUAUGAAAUUGGAUAGCAGCAGCUCUGAUAUUGGUGAUGGUGCUGAUGAUGUGAGUAUUUGUUUCACGACUUCUUCAUGACUAUUCUUUCUCUUUUGCCUAAUCUGAACUGUUAGAUAGUCGUCAAAUUGUCUUUCUUGUCUCAUCGUUUGUUAACUUCAAGCCUACGCUGUCAUAUAUGCUAUAUAUGUUGGUUGUUUUCUUUUCUUUGAUGGACCUCUUGCAGAUGCAAUAUGAAAAUAGGUUCAGUUUUUGCCCCAGAUUUAUAAUUUACUCCCUCCGUAAAGAAAUAUAAGAGCGUUUAGAUCAUUAGUAUAAGAGCGUUUAGAUCACUACUAUAUUGAUCUAAACGCUCUUAUUUCUUUAUGGAGGGAGUAUUAUGUUUUUCACAACAUAUGAUACCUGAGCACUUGAAGUGCUACAUUUCCUUUGAGUUGUGUCUUGUGUGCUGAAGGAAAAUGAAUCUUAAGUUUAUUCUAUAUUGAAGUAAUGAAUAUGGUACACAUAACUAUCGUAUAUGUUAAUCGGAAAUCCAUUUUCGCUCUAGGGAGCACAUGCUCUUGCAUGCCAAAAAUCGAUUUUACAGAUGUCCAAAAAAUUUGAAAAGAAAAUGUGUUAAUUGUCACACCCAAAUGGUACAUGCAAAUUUCCUGGAAGCAUUUUGACCUGUGCAAAAAAAAAAACAAGUUGAAUGCCAAAUGUUUUUUUAACACAGUACAGACGCAGGCGCUCACCCUAUGAACACACACACACACCCUACCCCUAUGAGCACCUCCGAGAGACUAAACCGGCAUAUCAUCUUGAGAUUGACGAAGUAACCAAACGCGCCUCGUAGUUGAUGGAACAUCUCCUCCCACUGAACGCGCAUCGCCGGAAAUCCU
Aegilops tauschii subsp. strangulata is the source of this 1942-nucleotide messenger RNA. NCBI's taxonomy places the organism in Eukaryota, Viridiplantae, Streptophyta, Magnoliopsida, Poales, Poaceae. The record is from RefSeq and is a predicted model, not a curated record.